This is a messenger RNA of Auanema sp. JU1783, 2169 nucleotides long. NCBI's taxonomy places the organism in Eukaryota, Metazoa, Nematoda, Chromadorea, Rhabditida, Rhabditidae. The record is from the annotation of a GenBank genome assembly.
AUGCACAAAGUAGGGUUGGUUGUUGCCCAUUUGUAUGAUAAUAUGCAAUUGGCAAACUAUGUGCUCCAAUUAGAAGAUAUGGAGCAACAAGAUCGUAAUCCUUCUAAAGUAUAUAGCGUUCACAAAAAAGCGUUUACACUUCCAAAUGAGCAUAAGAACCAAGAAGUCUCGAUCAGAAAAAAUUUACAGAGAAGAGCAGAGAAGGAAUUGUUUUUUGGAGACAUUAUAGAAUGGAGUGACGAUAAACCAUAUGGUCGAAAUAAUUUGAUAUAUCAGUUUACAAGGAGCAAAAAGCUGUUUGAGUGUCGUUGUGAGAAUGGUAAAAGUCAGAUAAAAUUAGAAGGCUGCAUCGACCCAAAUAAACGGAACAGGUUUUGGAGUUCAAAUUUUCCCAGUAUUCACAUAAGAGGAAACAACACGUUGGCACUUCCGAACGUCUAUUUAGAAGCCUGGGUUUCUAUUGAAAUUCUGGAUGAUAAAGUAGUGCAGUUUGAUUUGGUUAAUAUUCACGGCAUUUGUCCGACAGAAGAACAAGGGAAUGUUGGAAAGGCGCCAUGGAAUAUCAAGAACCUAAAGUAUAACACAAUUACUCUCAUCGAAUUCGACGAUGAAGAUGACUGUUUUGAAGACUGUCCACCUAAUAAUAAUGCGCCUCGGCAGGAAGUGUAUGACCUAUUGGUAUUCGCUGUUAACGAUCGUUCCUUUUAUUGUGAUACGUAUCCUCAAUAUCGAUUUUCACUAGUUGUUUUUGAAGACCUUGUGGUUUCAGGAAGUUAUUACAGAAUAGAUGCUAUUUGGAACCGUUUCGACGAAUAUUACAUGGUUAAAAAGGCUAUUAUGAAAAAAGAUUUGAAAAAUUUCCCAAUUGAUGAAUCCGGAAGAAUUCGAACGUCUGUUAAACAGAUUUGUGAGUUUCCUGGAGUGUAUUACUCAGAAAGUCUUGGAUUCAUUGACGAUCCUUAUAAUGUUUUCGCUUUGCUUAACAUAUCGCCUUAUAUCAGCAAGACGUUCAUGGUUGCAUUAGAAGAUGGGAUUCCCAAUAAAUCCUUUCGUUUUCGUAUAGUUGACGUAAUAGACAGCAAAGAAAGGCUAAAGAAAUUUGUUAGUUCAAACAACGAUAGAAUAGAGUUGAAAAAUCUGAUUGGCCUUGCUAUAAGCAAUAAGCUGGUGUUCUGUUCGAAAUAUCCGCAAACAACUUUCAAAGUAUCACCCGGUCUUGUGCCUCCGAAAUUAGGAACUUAUUUGAAAUAUGAUGCUGUUUUCGAUAGUUUGAAAAAUUUUUUCGAAAUCAUUACAUGGAAAGCGGACGAAUCUUCCCCUCCUGUCAUAUAUAAAGUGAUUGAAGAAAGGGAGAAUAAUGAUAAGGCAGUUUUUAAAACGAAAGUGAAGAAAAUAAAAAAAAAAGAGUUGAACGGAUUUUUUGAAAGUGAGAUGUUCGGUCUUCUAGAUGACCGUGGAAGAGCUAGCUCAAUGGACGAUGAAGGUUCUGUCUGGGUAGCUUAUGCAGAAAGUACUUUGGAAAGAGGAAUGCGUCAAUCUCGAACUACAUUCGAAAUUAUUUGUGUCGGUGAUCUUAAUUAUUCGGAAUACAAUGCAGCUCAGCGUCAUUCUGAUCAAAGCCUUAUAAACAACUAUCACCCACAAUGCGAUGAGAUGGCUCACAGUGAUCUUAGAAACGAUUUAGUUAGUACGAUCCCGGAUAGUAUCACGGCUGCGUAUUACUCUCCUACUAUGAGUAUCGGAGAUAACAGCCAGAGUACUCAUGAUCAACAGGAUAAUGCUUCGCUAUUGAACGGGCAGCUUUUACAACAUCGAAGAGAAAGGCUCGGUUCCUCAAUUUACAGCCAUCAUAGCAAUUACAGCGAUAGCACUGCUUCUUUAAAUUUUAGUAUGACGGGCAGCAUGAAUUUCGAUCGUGAAACAUGUUUUGAAAAAUAUCAGCUACUUCAGCAUCGAUAUGCGCAUUCAGCCAACUGUACGGAUCAAAUUUGUCGUGAAGACUGUCCUUACAUGAAUGCUGUAAUAAGCGAAGUUUUAACGGAUGAUAGCUUUUAUCGUCAACUCAGAUACUUCUUCCCUGUUGUUGCAGAAGAAAUCAAACAGAAGAGUGGAAACUUCUCACCAAGGACAGCGUUAGAAAUUAUGUUAAUCGAACAUGGGGUCGAAUGA